AUGGUCAUCCUAGGCGGUCUCGAACUCGUCGCAGCAGGUUACCUGCUGAAAGAACUGCACAAUGACAGCAAAGAGGAGGAAGAGAGGGAGCGUGAGCGGCGAAGGAGACGGAGACAUCAUUCUCGCGACGACCAUCAUCGACCCCAUCGCCACGAUGACUCGCCUCCAAGCCGCCCGAGCCGGCCGCCGCAGCAACAACUCCUUCCCCCCCAACAGGGUCCCGCGCGACCGUAUAGUGCACCCCCACCGCAGAACAGACCGCAAAUGUUACCGGUAGCCAUGGCAGCUACUGCUGCGUCAAUGUGGCCUCGUCCUCAACAAGGUCCGCAGCCGCCCCAACCACGGCCGCCGCAGAGCUAUCCAACGUGGCCACAAGGUCCGCCUCACCAGCAACCGAUGAUGCAGCAGCGACCGCCUCAGCCGCAGCCACAAUGGCAAAACAGCCCUCCUCCAAAUGGCCAAUCUAACUUCGUCCCACCGCCUUUGCAACGACCACAGACGAACUCCUUUUAUCCCCCACCAGGCGUUCACAUCGAUAUGAAAACAGGCAAAAUCCAACACGACAUGCUCCCUCCAGAAAUGCCCCGUGAUGCAAAGAAAGGCGGUGAAGCGAGAGAAUACUACGAAGGCGGCCGACAAGGAUCGUACGAGCGGCAACGCGAGAAUUCAACGACUUCGCAGCAACAACAGCCGAGGCCGCAGUACCCUCAGCCUUAUGGCGGAGAGCAGGGUCCGCACAGGUACUCCCAGCCGCAGAUCAACGUCGCGCCUUCGAGUCAUCCAACGCCGACGAUUCCGCAAGGGUAUGCGGAGUUGGAUUCUGAGACGCCGGGGCGGUACAGGCCGUACGGGGAUGACAAGGCCGGAAGGGGGAAAUCUAACUCCUUUUCCAGGCGGUAUGGCGACGAGGAUAUGGAUCUGAGGUCGCCGCCGCCAGCGUAUCGGGAGUGA
Cladophialophora carrionii CBS 160.54 is the source of this 951-nucleotide messenger RNA. RefSeq lists its product as uncharacterized. Lineage: Eukaryota; Fungi; Ascomycota; Eurotiomycetes; Chaetothyriales; Herpotrichiellaceae. The record is from RefSeq and is a predicted model, not a curated record. The transcript has a single exon. Bases 1 to 951 code for a protein of 316 amino acids.